UUUUAUUUAAUGCAUUUGAACUGCAUACACUCACUCUUCGCUUUCUUUCAUCUCUCUUACCUAAAAAUCUUCACUUUCUCUCGUAAAUCUCUGCAAAAUUAUUAAUUACUUGGUUUUGAUCAUUGGGGUUUUCUCUAUUUAUCUAUCAGCGUAAACCCUAACUCCCAAAUAUUGGUUGCAUUUAUUGGAGAGGCACAGUGAAGGGAAGAGAGGAGGACAGGAGGAUCCUCAGGCUUUAUCUGGUUUCCCUCUCAUUGUUUACAUAUGGACAGAGUUCCUCAUUCGUCUCAUUUUUUUGGCUCAUAGACCGAGCAUUAUCUUUUUCUUUAGAAAAUGGGGGUUGAGAAAGAAGGCUCAAAAAGUGGAGGAGGUUAUGUAGGUGGUUUUUUCCAGCUGUUUGACUGGACAGCAAAAUCUCGGAAGAAGUUGUUCUCAAGCAAAUCAGAUUUACCAGUGCAUUCAAAACAAGGAAAGAGGAGUGAUGGGAACUUGCCAAUGACUCGGCUUCAGCUGAUGGAUGAGGAUGAAACUGGAGCAGGAUCAAGUAUUAGAGGGAGUAGUGAUUAUAGUUGUGCUUCAUCAGUAACAGAUGAUGAUGGAUGUGGAGCUAGAGCCCCUGGAGUAGUAGCCAGGCUUAUGGGAUUGGAUUCUCUGCCAACAUCCAGUUCUUCUGAGCCAAACUCUAUCCUAUUUUUGGAUACUCAAUCUCUUAGGGAGGCUUCUCAGCAGAGGAAACAUUUUGAAUAUUAUCAUGACCAUCAAAUCAUGUACUCUAGGAAUCUGCUCAAUAAGGAGGAUGGCCCUCUGCAGAACCUUCUAAACUCAAAGCCUCAGAAGGUGUUAAGUAGACCUAUUGAAAAGUUUCAAACUGAAAUUUUGCCUCCAAAAUCUGCUAAAUCAAUUCCAAUUACACAUCAUAAACUUUUAUCGCCUAUUAAGAGUCCUGGCUUCAUUCCAAGUAAAACUGCUGCUCACAUAAUGGAAGCAGCUGGAAGAAUUAUUGAACCUUGUCCACAAGCUACUGCUAAGGCCAAAAUUCCUAUGGUUGGAUCUCCUUCAGUUCCCUUGAAAGUUCGCGAUCUUAAAGAAAAACUGGUGGUUGCACAAAAAAUGCCACUGGUUGGGCCCUCAGCAGCAUCUCUGAAAGCUCGAAAUUUAAAAGAAAAAGUGGAAGCUCCUAAUAAAACACCCAGAUUUGCUGAACCUUCUACUAGAAGACCAGUUGAGUCAAAUGCUGCCAAGUAUCUUAAGGGACAGUCUUUGAACAAAAGCUGGAAUGGUUCAGUGGAUACAACAUCUUUCAGGGCUUUUCCCGAGAUAGAAGAAGGUUCUUCUGGUUUAAAAAAUAAGGGAAAGUCCAUCUCACUUGCAAUCCAAGCAAAGGUCAAUGUUCAGAAAAGAGAAAGUUUGAAUUCAAGUGGCAGUCGAGGCUUGGUAAGCGACAAAGACCACAGUGAGGUUAUGUCUAGCCAGACCUUCAAAGGUCAACUGAAUAUGCAGAAGAGUUUGCUGAAAAAAUCUUACAUGCAUAAUGCUUCUGGAGUGCUCAGGCCGAACAAUCAGAAACAAAAUUGCCAUAUGGAAAAAGACAAGCCUUCAAAGUCAGCAGGUUCUCACUUGCAGGGAAGAAAGGCUGUGACUGGGAAUUCUUCUUCUUCUCUGCGGAACAAAACUUCCAUUAAAAAUGUUGGCUCCAAAACUGGAACCAGGAAGUUGGGCUCAGAUGUAAUAGAUAGUGAAAAGGGGCUUUCAAAUUAUAGUACAAAGAAUAUUCCUAGGAAGAAGCGAUCAAUUGAUGGGAACUUGCAUCUUGAGAAAAAUCACAUUGUUGAUAAUAUGUUAAUUGACAAGAAUCAGAAGGAAAUUGAAUCAAAUAGAGCCAUUGAUAGGCAUUUUAAUUGGGCAGAAGAAAGCAAGAAGAAAGGAAUGGAUGUUGUUUCAUUUACAUUUACAGCUCCUUUGAUGAGAUAUAUGCCUGGUUAUGAAACAUCUGGUCAAGUACAGAAAAGUGGCAGUGUUUGCAUGGAUGAUCAGGGCAAGAGGUUGUUGCUUGACACAGAUGGUACUAAAUUAUCUUCAGUGGGAUAUAAUGUGAUAGGAGGAGAUGCUUUGAGCACUCUUUUGGAAGAGAAGUUAAGAGAAUUAACUAACAGCGUGGAGUCUUCCGACCACAAUUCUGUCAAAAUAGGAUCCACUUUGAAUUCUCCAUCAUUUUUGAAAGAUCUGGCACCCACUCUUAAUGCAGGCAACACUACUCCAGGGUCAGUCGAUAACAAGGAUCAAAAUAUGCUGCUAGGAAGUAAAUCGGGUAGCAGCCGUGGCUCUAAUGUAUUCUCAACUGAUCCCACGGCACUCAGAUUGAAACACAGGUUUCAGAGUGUUGAUGAGAUGGAAGAGCGCAGCAGCAAAUCUAACGAUUCCAGAAAGCUGCUUGAUUGUAGACAUCCUAGUCCAGUCUCUGUUCUUGAGCCUUCCUUUUCAACUGAAAGUAGCAGCUCUUUAGACAGCACGGAUUGUAGCAGUGCUGAAGGAAGCAAGCAAUGUUCGUCCAUUCAAGCUCAGGAAAUUCUUGGUUUAAGUUCUUCAAAGAAGUUUCAUUCUGUUGAUGCUGAUAAAGAUUUAUCAGAUUCUGCUUCUUCAAAAUCUACUGGUACUGCAGCUGGAAAGCAUGCAAAUACAUUACCUGCAUCGGAACUAGUGAAUUCAGCCAAGUGGGAAAUAGAAUAUGUGCAGAAGAUACUCUUUAAUCUGGAAUUUAUGUUUCAGGAAUUUGCACUGGGUUGGGCUCGUGAGAUCGUUAGCCCACUUCUCUUCAACCGGCUGGAAAGUCAAAAGGGUGGACUGGUUAAUGGUGGUGUUGAGGCUAGGCUAGAGCGAAAGGUACUAUUUGACUGUGUGAAUGAAUGUUUGGACAUAAGAUGUAGGCAGUAUGUUGGUGGUGGAUAUAAAACAUGGACCAAAGGGGUGACAAUGGUGAGAAGAAAAGAGUGGCUAGCUGAAGAAGUGCUAAAGGAGAUCUCAGCAUGGAAAGGCAUGGGGGAUUGCAUGGUGGAUGAGCUUGUGGACAAGGACAUGAGCACUCAAUACGGAAGAUGGCUGGACUUUGAAGUUGAUGCAUUUUUACUUGGAACGGACAUUGAGGGCCAAAUAUAUAGUUGUCUGCUUGAUGAAGUGGUUGUAGAUUUCUUUCGGUCUUGAUGCCUACAGCUGAAGAAGUAUGCACAGCGGCUUUAUGAUUGAAGUUGGAUCAAAUUGUAGAUGCGGGGUGGAUAAAAUGGCUGGACUUCAAAUGGGUGGAGACGUUGGAGGUCGAGGGUCAAAUAUAUUGCAAUUUAAUAUUCCGAACAUGACUUUUUCUCUCCAACUCCGGUUCAUAUUUAAGUCCCUCAUCAAUUUACUGGGGGUUCUUGUGUCUGUAAGAUUGUUCAUCUCAUUGCUCAAAUUAUUGCUUCAUUUUUUGCCUUGAGAAUCAGUAAAUUGUUCAUAGAAUCUUGUCUGCAAAAUCACUAUAAUGAAAGGCUGGGGAGGCCAGUUUCGAAUGAUUGUACUCAGGAAAUUUCUUUGCAAAUUUUUGCUGGUGUAUAAUGUUACUAUCAGCUUUCUAUA
Hevea brasiliensis (rubber tree) is the source of this 3606-nucleotide messenger RNA. RefSeq lists its product as uncharacterized. The transcript has 6 exons. Bases 334 to 3198 code for a protein of 954 amino acids. NCBI's taxonomy places the organism in Eukaryota, Viridiplantae, Streptophyta, Magnoliopsida, Malpighiales, Euphorbiaceae. The record is from RefSeq and is a predicted model, not a curated record.